AUGGGAAUAAAUUCCCUGGUAUCUAUUGUGUCUACAACACUCAAGGAAGAUCCAUCACUGGAACCAAUUAUCAAAUUCCUUACUGAGGAUGCAGACAACGCGCCCCCUUCAAUUAGGAAGGCCUAUAGGGACUAUGAUUGGGAAGAAGAUUUGCUAUGGUACCGCAGGAAACUGGUGGUUCCGGACUCAGAACCCCUGAAAGAACAACUCUUGAGGGAAUUCCACAACUCCCCACUGGCAGGACAUCCAGGCCAACAAAGGACGCUUGAACUCAUCAGCAGGAGCUAUUGGUGGCCCGGAAUGAAAUCCUCUGCUAAAGAAUGGGUCAAAUGCUGUCCAGUUUGUCAAGCCAACCAACGCGCGCACGCCCCAGCUAUCUCCCUGAAACCCUUAGAAGUUCCCCCUUAUCCUUUCCACACCAUAUCCUAUGACUUCAUCACAGGGUUCCCCAAAUCCCAGGGACACAACGCCAUACUGGUUGUAAUUGAUUCCUUUUCAAAAUUUGGCCAUUUCAUUCCCACCUUGAAAAAGGUCACAUUGAAGGGUCUAGCGGACUUAUUUGUCAACCACGUCUGGAAGUUACAUGGGCUACCCAUAAAAACCGUCUCUGAUAGAGGUACCACGUUCACCGGGAAGUUCCUCAGGGCACUAUACCAACAACUUGGAAUUAAGCCCGCCUUCUCAUUGGCCUAUCACCCGGAAUCAGAUGGUCAAACAGAAAGGGUCAACCAGUUCAUAGAGUUCUACCUCAGAUUGUAUGUGGCUGCAGAUCACUCAGAUUGGGCCACAUGGUUGCUGCUGGCUGAAUAUGCAUAUAACAACGCCAAGCAUUCUGCCACAGGGAAAACCCCUUUUGAACUAGUUUAUGGAAGAAACCCGGUAAUGAACCCAUCCAAUGUCCCAGCAAACGUCCCAGAAGCAGACCUGGUAGCGGACACCCUUGCACAGGAAUGGAAGGAAGCAGAAUCCGCUUUAAGGAUGACAAAGGAAAGAAUGGCAGGAGUAAAAGGCACAACCCCAGAAUACACUAUUGGGGAAAAAGUAUGGCUAGAUGCAAAGAAUAUCUCAAGCCACGCAUACCGCCUAAAGCUCCCUGAAUCACUGAAGAUCCAUGAUGUUUUUUACGUAGGACUACUUUCCAAAAGCCACAAAUCACCAAACCAGCCAUUCCUGGAACGCCCCCCUCCUGAAACAAUAAGAGGAGAGGAAGAAUACAAGGUGGAACAGAUCAUAGAUUCCAAGAGGCAACAAGGAAAGUGGUUCUACCUAAUCAAAUGGAAAGGGUACGGGCCAGAAGACAACUCUUGGGAACCAGAGGAACUACUGGAACACAGUCAAGAGGAAAUCCGUUGCUUCAACAAGUCACAACUGAAAAAGGCUUGUGACUCCGCCAAGAGCCUUUAA
This is a messenger RNA of Rhizoctonia solani, 1404 nucleotides long. RefSeq names its product Retrotransposable element Tf2 protein. NCBI's taxonomy places the organism in Eukaryota, Fungi, Basidiomycota, Agaricomycetes, Cantharellales, Ceratobasidiaceae. Gene Ontology annotation, biological process: DNA integration. The record is from RefSeq and is a predicted model, not a curated record. The transcript has 2 exons. Gene Ontology annotation, molecular function: nucleic acid binding. Bases 1 to 1404 code for a protein of 467 amino acids.